Molecule: messenger RNA, 2338 nt
Organism: Schistocerca gregaria
Lineage: Eukaryota; Metazoa; Arthropoda; Insecta; Orthoptera; Acrididae
Exons: 5
Coding region: 103-894 (263 amino acids)
Source: RefSeq, a predicted model, not a curated record
CUGGCACACGGACACGCGAAGAGCAACAGGCGGCAGCACGCGACCCAGCCGCAGAGUGGCGCAGCGCCCGCAGAGUGCAGCAUAGAAGACGCAGACGUCGACAUGGCCGGCUGCUGGCUGUUCCUCGCGGCUAUUGCCGGGCUUCUCCUGGCAGCAGCCGCCGCAGUCGCCGCUGCGGUCACGCCACAGGUGCAGGCGGUGAAGGCCGCUCCUGGAUCCUCUGUGCGGGUAGACUGUGCCAGUGGCAGCACCGCCUCUAGCGGAGUCGGCUGGAACCCGCUCGGCAUGCUGUCCAACCUGCUGCUGGGCUACAGCGACGAAGACGACGACGACGACGAUGAUGACGAUGACGAUGACGAUGACGUAGUCGGCUCCAGCGGCGAACGUGCUGGCUCUGACGAGGACUACUACUCCUGGAUGGACCUGGGCCUGGGCUUUCUUGACGACUCCAGCAGCGAGGAGGCAGCCAGGCGAGGGCACGACCUACCUGGCGAGGCGGGCAGCAAACCCCUGGGACAUGGCGAGGUGGUCAACAACUCCCUGGGGCCUGGUGAGGCGGUCAACAACUCCCUGGGUCGCCACAGGAGGGCCACGCCCAGUUGGAGUAUCGGUGACAUAGACGUGCAGGGGGGCAAGAACUGGUCGGUGCGCGUCUUCAACUGGGUGCUGGUACGGCGCAACCCGGCGACUGGCCAGGUGGAGGUGAAGCUGCAGGUCCCGGGACUCUUCUCCUCCCCUGCUGGCGGCAGCGGCGACUGCGAUGACGACAUCGAUGCGAGCGACAGCGGACGCGAAGCGAGAUCGACGCGCCUCGAAGAAGGUGUUGCCGGACACCCAGAGGACGCCUCCAGCAGUUUGUCGUCCCCAGAGUACCCCCAGAGUGGCGCCAGCUGAGGGCGACUUCUCCAGGUGGGAAACCACCAGCUGGAAGACGCAAGCCAGCCGGGACACAUUCGUGUGGAGAGGCAUUAUUUCAUUUCUAACUGCUUGUAAGUGGCACACAUAUUUACUUGGCCUAACGAAUGGUACCAAAACAGCAUUGUUCUGAAAUGUAAAAAUUUUAUACUUGUCUACGUUAAUGCAAUACUGUACUUUGUUUUGACAACCUGGAUGAGACAAAAAAAAAAUUCAAGUUCUAUUUCUCUGAUUCAAGUUUGUUGUAUUUGGAUUUAAAAUACUUUUACCGUGUACAUGUAUGUUUCAUUGUAUUUAUGUAUACUGUUUAUGACCUGGUUACUUAGCUACAUACUCCGUAGCUUGCCAACAUAAUAAACAUUGUUAAACAAAAUGUAUCAAAAGUACAACCGUUAUACUUCAGUAAAAUUUAUAGACGAUGUUUUUAGUUAAAAAAUAUUUCUAACACUUUAAGUAUUAUGUACGACAACAUUUUCGUCAUUGACCCCAUUUUCCCCGCAACUUCUACCUUCACUCAAAAGAGUACAUACAUUUGUUUAAGCUACACAAGGGUUUUGUCGCAUGGCGACCGCGUGCGGUUCCAGUAUACUCUUUGGCCUUGCUGCAAAUAAGCCGAUGCCCUCUCCCGUUUUUGAACAGAAUAGUGCACGAUAUUGUUAUGUGUAGACGCACCACGAAGCCAGUUUCUCAAGAAUCAUUUUCACCUGUUACUUACCAGUACACUUAGCAACGGGUCCUUCUCUUUGUAAGCGUAUUAUCAUAUCGCUGGCUUAGUUGUGGAGUAUCUUUGCAGGCAGCCGGGUCUGCAGAGUUGAGCGCGGGACACGGAAAUGUUGUGUUGUGGGUAGCUCUGCAUGUGAGAGGCACUGUUAGUAGGGAAGUUGAAGUGUUGCUACGAGUGCUAUUACAGUAAAAUGAUGAAAUAUGGAAGUGAUUCAGAGGAAAGUGCGUCAACAUGUAAUCAUCCGCGCUGUGUUCGGUCUUCCAGAAUGAACUGAUGUGAAUCAGUAGAAAUUAGUUACCAUAAAAGAGUGCAGUCAAGUGCCAGUGUCUUGUAGCGAGUGUGAGAACUUGCGUUCGACCAUCGCGUUUCCAGAUUACCAACAAUCAGCCGCGCCGCGACGGUUACGCGCACGCUCGCACAAGUGAGAACAGAAAAAUUAACUUUACCGACAGUGUUAUAUCAAGGAGGACUGGUACCAAAAGAAAUCAGUGUAUGCGUGGCGAGCGUAAGAACUUUCGUUCGAUUAUUCGGCUUUCGCAUCAUCAACAAUCAUCCCCGUGUUCGGUAUGUGAACGCUCGUCCAAGUGAUAUUGUGGACAGAUAAACAUCAAGAUUGUUAAUUGGAUAAACAUUUACGACUUAGAGUGUAAACCUGUGAUUUCUUAUCGUCUCAGAAUACAGAUGUUCAUACCACACUUA